This is a messenger RNA of Babesia bigemina, 5394 nucleotides long. RefSeq lists its product as hypothetical. Lineage: Eukaryota; Apicomplexa; Aconoidasida; Piroplasmida; Babesiidae. The transcript has a single exon. The coding region runs from base 1 to 5394 and encodes 1797 amino acids. The record is from RefSeq and is a predicted model, not a curated record.
AUGGCGUUUUUGCACAGGGUGCUUGGUGCGGUGAAGGAUGAUGAAGCGGUUAAAAAAUACAAUGAAUACAUGCCUGUGAAUAAUAAACUUGAAAAAGUACUAGAAGAGGUAAAUAAAAAUAUUGGCUCCGGGCGUGCUGGGCUUGCGGCGUCUGUCGGCGCGGUGAGGGAGUGGUUGGAGGGGUAUGAGGGGGAAGUAAAGGAAAAAAAUGGAAUGGUUGUUGGACCAUUGAAAAUACUUGAUAAAGAUAUUUCCGUGGUGUUAAAUGCGAUUAAACGUAAAAAUGCAUCACCGUACUCUGAUGAAGUUUUGAAGAGUUGGAUGGAGGAAGUCAAGAAGCUUCCCCAGAAAAGUGCGGAGUCCCUAGAAAAACUUUCAAAAAUCGACAAAAACCUCAGAACGCAAAUUGAACCGAAUGUAAAAGUGAUUGAUCAAGCAGUGAAAGAUUUGGCAAGGUCUGCUGAACUCGAUCACAAGGGGCUUGAGAAGGUGGCCAAAGACACAGAUGCUGAGAUUCGGGCACUUGAAAGUGUUGUCAAGCAAGUUGCCACGAGGGAAGAAAAAAAGUGCAUCGGUGAAUUGCAGGAAAAUUUUGGUAUGAACAUUAUUGCACCGAUGGAGCAAGUUAAAAAUCAAUUAGAGACAAUCAAUGAAAAUCUGGAGCGUUGGAUCCGGGAGGUCGCGAAAGUUGUGGAAGCCGCUAUAAAGAAGUGCGAUGAGAUACUUCAGAGGGUUGAUAAAAAAACAGGCGGAGGGGAUGCAGAGAUUUUAGAGAAAACCAGAUUGUUGAAAUAUAAAUCGCUGACACUUCUCGCCGCCGCCACAUUAGCAAAGGAAAAGGUUCAAAAUUUGGUUCCACACGCGCUUGAACAAGUGAAACAGAUGGACGAUGCUCUAAAAAAUGAUUUGUAUAAGGUGAAGGAUGCUGUUCAGGAGAAGGUGACGGGGAUUAAAGAGGCGAUUGGGAAACUUUAUAAAGUUGUUGAUAUCACAAAUAGCUUAUCCGAUUCGGAGCGCAAAAAGAAAAUUGCUACGGUGCUUGGCUAUAUCUAUGGUCAGCUUAAUGAGAUAAAGGGUCACGUUGGCGAGUCCAAAAAAAGAGGAGAGAACAAACCAAAUGAUAAGAGCAUAUACUACAACUGGUGCGAAGUGAAAGAUAAGAUUGAAGAUUACGUUGCGAAAAUAAAAGGUGUACCGGGUGAAGGUUUGCUUCAUAAUAAGGACGGACUGAAACAGAUUGUCGACGGUAUUAAGGACUAUGCCACGGGGUUCAAAAGUCUGCUUGAGGGUUCUAUCGUUGCAACCGUUACAGCGGUCGUAGACAGCGAUGUAAUGCAGAAAGGAUAUCUUCUUUGGUACGCUCGUGAUAACAAACAAAAUUUUCAGGGCCCCAGCAGCAUUCAACAUGCGGCUAGGGGAGUGACUCAGGAGGACUUAUUGAAGAAAAUAACUCCAUUGGUAAAAAAAACUAUUACGGAAGAGAUGAAAUCAUAUGUCGAUACGGUUCGCAUAACUGAUUAUGAUGAUCCUGAACAUAUGUUAACGGCAAUUAGUAGAUGUCUUACUACGUGUUCUGCCAAAGUAGAGGGGCAGGAAAAUAAAAUUGUUUCGUUGAUUGAAACCGCCAUGAUGAGUAAUGACGAAUUACGACUUACUAUGUCGACUACAUAUCCAAACAAAUAUCAGCCGUAUAAUCUUAAUUGCGCCGUAAAAACCAUUGUCUAUGCGGUGUCACAUCUGGCUAAGGACGCAGAUACGGAACUUAAGAGCUUUAUUUCGGCGUCCCACAUCAUCAAUUUGAAAACUGCAAUAGUCAACGCCGAUAACAUAAACGCCCAAUUUAGAUCUGGUGGAACUAGCUACGGAAGCAAAAUCGACACAUCCUUGAAAGAGGUUCAUACACAGAUUGAGACACUUCAUCAUCAGCUUCAAACGGCGACACAAGCCGGUUCCGAUGGCGAUGCCAGCAAUACCGCCGCCGCUGACGUCGACACUGCGAUCGAGUGGGUGACAAAUACGCUUGAUGCGGAGAUCGGGACAACAACUGAUAAAACUGUACAACUUCCCGAUAGAGCAGAUAAAUUUGGUGGUUACAAAAAUUUCGUCAACCAAGACUCAACCAAACUGACCGGUGACGCUGGAAAACUUGAAGGCGCUCUUCCGCAGAAGAUCAAGGAUAUUGGAGACGAAAUCAAGAAGGCUUUGAAUAUAAUCGCCCCUAGUCCUAGUGUAGGUGAACAGAUUAAGCAGCAGACCUUUGACGAGCCAUUCACCAAAAUUGCUGAAGAGCUCAGGGAAAUCACCGCCUUGGUGAAGAAGUCAAAUUCAUUCAUGGGGGAUGAUAAAGCUGACAAAGGAGUCUUAGCGCUUUUGAGAGAUCUUGGAAUGGGCCUCAACCGUGGUCUCGCCGGUGUUUUUUCUAACGGUCUUAAGGAUAUCGAAAAACAUUUAGAAAAUAUAAUUGGUCAUGAAGACGACACUACUGAAAUGCCAACUACCGUCUACGGUAUUAUAAAUGCGUGCAGAAAGUUCUACGAAUUAAUGAGAACAAAAAUUAAUACUUGCAUCUCCACCAUUACCGAUAGUCUCGCAACUCAUGUCAAACUAAGAAUCGCCGCCAUCCGCAACUCCGCCCUCUCCCAGUUCGCCCAGUCCAAGGCCGCCGCGCUCCAGAAGCUGCAGGAGUUGGUUGAGAGGGAGAAUGCGGCGAUUAAGAAGAUUAUUGAAGAGGAUCUGGAAAGCGGAUUGAAGGGAAUGAUGGGCAAAAUGAAAGACAAUCAAACUUUUCUCGACACUCUGCAAACGCAAACGGAACUACGAACAGCUACCCCCCAAGUCAGAAUGUUCGUAGAUGUGCUGCUCCAAUACGUCGAAAGUGAAGUGCAAACCUCGACUGGGCAAACGAAGAAAGACACAGUUGCGUCCACCAAAAUCGCUGACGUGAAAGCCAUGCUCGGCCUUCUGCUCGACGACCUCUCCUCCUCGAAUCACUUUGAUCAUACAUUCUCCCGUAAUCUCGCUGAUUUUACUAAUACACUUAGCGCACUGCAGCCAUCCACGUUCGCUGGUCAUAACCAUCCGGAGUUGCCUGAUGCCAUGAGAGGUGGACUUCGGAAGCUUGUAGGUGAACUUGGGAGGGCGUAUGUCAGUAGGUACGAUGGCUCGCCGGCAAUCACCGAUUGGUUGUUAAAAGACCCUAAGCAGCAAAGCGCUCAAAAAGUGCAGGACUCCGAUCAGAAUAUGAUUUUGACGACAAAUGGAAAUAAUUGCGCGAAGGUGUUUUUGACCUGCGUGACCAGUUACGUCGAUGAGUUGCAUCAUUUGUUCUACCACGGCGGUAAAACGUGGAAGGAGCACUUCGUUGCCGGCACUGACACCGGGAACCAAAAUACAAAUAUGUUGAGGGAUUACCUGACGAUCCAUGGCUACGGGAUUGAGAGCCUAAAGAAAACGUACACCGGUAAAGAAGUUGCCUUCAGAUUGAGCAGAGGCUUCACGCGUCACAAGACGUUCAACAAGGAUCCCAGUGAACUAAAUUCCGUUGGUGAGUGCUUUGAGUAUUUCAAAGAAAAAGGGGGCAUAUUAGCUCAACUGUUCACCCACUUACAUCAUUACUACGAAGUCUGCCAUUACGGUACCAUGUUCGCCACCAAGCAACCGUCGAGCGUAUACCAAAUGCUGCUAUGGUUGUCCGGUUUUCCAUACAAUCCUGUCUACCAACCGUUGUCAUUUAACGGAUUCAGUGAGCUGUUUGAGAAGGAGGAGAACAACGCUGCUAACAGUGAGGGGGACGACAUCUUGCUUGAAACCGACGACGCCGACACUCUGCCUGCUCACCCGGAGAACAUCACAGUUGGAGGAAUAUCAGGCAUGCUGACGGAAGUAUGCCAUCAGGCUCACGACGUACUUACAUCUAUACUUGGUCAUGGACACGCGGACGGAAUAUACGCGGUGGACUUCAACACCAAUUCUCAAGGGUUCUCGUAUCCCUCUCGCUACGGCCAAUGCAUUGAUAUGCUGGUAGACAUCUUGAAUCGUCUUUACCAACAGCUCUACUUCGUAUGCUGCCAAUGCUGCAACGACGAAAGCUGUUCCGGGUGGCGGGGUUGUUUGUAUGGCAAUGCAAUCGGUGGGUCAGAUUGGAAGUGCAACUCAAAGCAAUGCGCUGACCAAAAGUGUAACCAAAAGGUCAACCAAACGUGUGAGUUACACCCUAAGUGCGGUGUAAAAUCUCCGUUACAGUCAUACUUAGAGGAUGGUUUGCCGGGUUUUCUACCACACUCAUUUAAGAAACCAGGUUGUAAACUAGAAUGCACUGUGUCCAACCAUCGCGGCAUACCGUGUAAGACGCCAAUGGGCUUUACAGAUAUAAGCACUAUGGCAUCGCAUACUCAGAUAGGUGAACAUCUUAGGAAGGUGCUUGCAGAAUUUUGUGGAAAACAGGGUAGUCCACUUACGAAACUUUGUGGUUACUUCAACUGUCUGUUACAAACGCCUCCGCAGACUCUCGGCGAUAUGUUCGCCUUUUACUACAAUUUCACCAAUCGCUGGAGCAUGGGUAAUAGCGAGCAUAGGGAAGCAGCAUUCAACACUGCGGUGAACAAUGCAAACUUUGGCGUUAAUUAUGAAGAGCUAAAGGUUUACUACAUAUUUUCCUUUAGUCACUCAGAAGCGUGGACGGGGCAUUCCGCUGGUAGCCUGGGAAGUCUCGUAUGCACGUCGAAUGACGCCGUCGUAUGUGGUCCAUAUUUGCGUCCGAUCAAUAAAUCCAUCUACGGUAUGUUUUCAUCGAAGCAUGCCGAUAAAUAUUUGUCGUGGAUCGUUUACCUGACGGCGACGUUUUACGAUCUGCUUAAAAAGUUGUACGAUGAGUGCAAUUCCAAAUGCGGUUUCAAGGGGUCGAAUUGCCAUGAAAAGGCGUGCAUCAAGGAAUGUACAACUACAUCAACUACGUACAAACCGCCACGAUAUCACGAUCCCAAAUGCAAAUCCAUUGUAAAGUGCAAUUCAACGCUGCCGACAUUGGCAAAAUACGGCUUCGUUCUCGGCGAUCCAGAGAGGCUGAACAGGGAUGGACAAUCGCAUACAAAACGCACGUGCAGAGAUUUCUGCGAUGUAUUUGCGGAGGCAUUUGACAAAGACUCACAUCUUGUGCAGUUUUUCAAAGCCAUUGACAAUUUCAUGUUCACCAUCCGCGCACCUUUCUUGUGGAUGACCGUCGCACUUUGGUCACUAUCCUUCUUCUACCUCAUCUGCGUAAUGGUUGGCAGACUGGAUGUGCUCCACAUACGCUCACACCUGAGGAUACCGUCAUCGCACAAGAUUACAGCGCAGUCAUUGUUGGCGGCGGCGCAAGUCGGAAGGCUUGCCAAGAUAUCGUAUCUACAACCGUAA